AUGGAGAUCGACUGCACCAACUUCUGGCGAAAGCUACCUUCCAUCCUCAAGGCUAUCAGCGAGGCUAAAUAUGUCUCCGUGGAUCUUGAGAUGAGCGGGAUCUCGGCCAAGCCUUUUCUCUCGAAGCCAACUCCAUCUAUACCGACUCUGCAAGAGAUUUACGAUGGCGCGAGGGUGGCAGCCGAAAUGUACACCAUCCUGCAGUUCGGCCUCACUUGCAUCAACUGGGAACCUGAGAAGAAAUCCUAUGUGACCAAGACAUUUAACCUUCCACUCCAUCCGGGUGUUGUCGGAGACAGUGUUGCCUCCAAACAUCUUGCUAGUGUACUAGACAGACGAUUCAGACUAUCAACCUCAAGCCUUGGUUUCCUCGAGGGCCAUGGGUUCAGCAUCCUUGACGUUUUCAGCAAGGGAGUGCCCUACCUAUCUGACUCAGAAGCUGGACUUCAAAGCAUUGAUGACUUCAUCGAGGGUAAAAGGCAAGCUAACGACCGUAUUGAUGUUGAUCGACUUUCUUCAGAGUCAAGGGAAUUCUAUCGCUGUGUUCAGGAACAAGUCUACGGGCGGAGACAUUUUAUGGAGCUUUCUGACGUGGCUCCGAGCGAGGCUAUAGAGGUCUACGGCCUACACAAAGGCCGACUGAACAGCCUGCAGAAGCGUCUCAUUCACCAAAUUGUCGAGGAUCAGCUCGAGAAUUGUCGAGCGUACCCCCGAAACGGAGGCACGUACAUGGAGAUUUCAAAACUUGAUGGUCCAGGAGAAGGACCUCAUCAUAUAGAUGUCAAUCACAAGUAUCGCAAGCAGGCCGUAGCGAAGCAGACCGGAGCCCGUCUCCUGUGGGACGCAAUCUGCGGGAAGCCGUUCGCCGACAAAAUCGAUUCUGCUCUCAUCUUCCGCGAGAACUCAGUCGAAGCCAUGCAGCUAGACAUAACCCUAAAGAAAUAUGAACGCCAAUUACGAAACCAGCAGCCGAUUUUUGUCGGGCACAACCUUUUCUGGGAUCUUUGUUUCCUGCACAGCAUGUUCGUUGGCCCUCUUCCAGAGUCAGUUGAUGCUUUCAGGACUAUCACAGGGGAGGAACUCCCCCGGAUCGUGGACACGAAGUACUUAUUUACAAGGGGAACGGAUGAGAUGUCGCCGGACCUGUGCCUGAGCGAGUGCUUCGACGCCGUAAAACGCCGGGAUCUCCCAAUGGUGGUCUCUGAGACUUUUCACAGCCAGCUCAACCCUUGCCCUCACCAGGCCGGAUAUGACAGCAAGUCCUACCAUCUAUCCCAGAAUAGAAAAGGCUUCUGUUUCCUGCCGUCAGAAGACUUGGGCGAGAAAGCUUUGACUUCUCGCACUGCGUCGAUCUCGCUUUCGUCGACCCCUAGCACCCAUCGUCGCCUGUCUCUCUCCCUUCUGAGAGAACUCGAAGCAAAGGAAGCUGCGGGGCUGCCGCCGGUGCCGCCACUACCACCGAUGCCUGAACUGCCACCGGUAGGGACGGCCGUGCUCAGCUCGGCCAGCAAGGGCAACCUGCUGGAAGAGCGGGACGAGGACGUCGCAGCACUGGCCAAGUUUGAGACCCUGCAGCCCGAGGCCUCCUCGGCGACGAAGGCACCACCCACCCCAGCGCAGACGCCUGAACCAAAGCCAGAGAGCCACUCCAGGGUGCCGGGUUCGUUGCCAGAGUGGGACGAAAAACUCUGGCACUAUUACGGCAACAGGAGUCGUGUCGGAGUUUUCGGGAGGAUGUUUUACACCGGAAAUUGA
This is a messenger RNA of Diaporthe amygdali, 1755 nucleotides long. RefSeq names its product Poly(A)-specific ribonuclease PARN. NCBI's taxonomy places the organism in Eukaryota, Fungi, Ascomycota, Sordariomycetes, Diaporthales, Diaporthaceae. Bases 1 to 1755 code for a protein of 584 amino acids. Gene Ontology annotation, biological process: nuclear-transcribed mRNA poly(A) tail shortening. Gene Ontology annotation, cellular component: cytoplasm. The transcript is spliced from 3 exons. Gene Ontology annotation, molecular function: poly(A)-specific ribonuclease activity; RNA binding. The record is from RefSeq and is a predicted model, not a curated record.